This is a messenger RNA of Pieris macdunnoughi, 1500 nucleotides long. Lineage: Eukaryota; Metazoa; Arthropoda; Insecta; Lepidoptera; Pieridae. The record is from the annotation of a GenBank genome assembly.
AUGGUCGGAGUGCCCGAUGUCAUCAAGCCAUCAGAGAAAGUCGAAGAUUACUCCCCGCACAUCAACGGGAACCCGGUCUUCACCAUCAGCGAUGAAAUUGGCAGUCCAGACAGCGGAUACACGAUGGCAUCCAUAAACACGAAUGGGGAACUGAAAAGCCCCGUGGAUCUGCCCGAAAAGAAGUUACCUGAUGAUGAUGCUGAGAAACAGCCCUUAUCCGGGAAAAAGGAAGAGAGAUGGUGGAACACGUUGAUGCAAGUGGCCGUGCCGUUCUUCAUAGCGGGAUGUGGCACCAUCGGAGCUGGGUUGGUUCUCGGCAGCGUCAGAGGUUGGGACGUGUUCGUGGAAGUGUCAGCCAUAUUUGUUUUAGUACCAUCGCUAUCGGGAUUGAAGGGUAAUCUGGACAUGUGCCUGGCGUCUCGUCUGUCGACACAGGCUAACUUGGGAAACAUGGAUUCUCCGAGGGAAGUCAUCUCUAUGGUCGUCGGGAACAUAUCACUUGUACAGGUUCAAGCAAUAGUAGCAGCGACAGUGGUCUCACUUUUCGCGAUUGUAGUCAACACAAUCACCGAUCGGGAACUGAACGGAAACUAUGUUCUUCUCAUAAUUUCUUCAGCUAUCUUCACUGCAACUACUACAUGUUUUGUGUUGGAUUUCGUGAUGGUGAUGGUGAUCUUUGGCUCUCAAAAAUUCAAAGUUAACCCAGACAACGUAGCUACACCGUUAGCGGCCUCUAUCGGAGACAUUGUCAGCAACUCAGUGCUGGCUGUCACAGCGCAGUAUAUGUUUGAACAAAUAAAAAAGUCUUUGUGGCAGCCGAUAACCUUGCUGUGCGUGUACUACUGCCUUCUUCCGGUGUGGGUGUUUAUUGUUUGGCGAAACAAAUAUACCAAGACAGUUCUCACCACCGGGUGGACUCCAGUCAUUUCUGCUCUCUUUAUUAGCGGUAUCGGAGGCAUUGUUCUGGACCAGGCAGUAGACAGGUACCCGGCGUAUGAGGUAUUCCAACCAAUCGUCAACGGCAUCGGUGGUAACUUGGUGUGUGUGCAAUCCUCUCGUCUGGCAACACAUCUACACCAGACAGCAAUACCAGGAGUACUCCCGGAGAACACGAGGAUUAUCGAGUGGCCUUGGAAGACAUUGUUCUUUGGAACACCCGCCGCGAAAGUCGCUCGAAUGUUGCUGGUUCUUGCCGUUUGUGGUCAGAUCGUUUUUAUGAUCGUAGCUGACUUCGUCUACCAGGGAUUCGUUACCAUUCAAGUGUUCUUUGGCGUCACUUAUGUUAUGUGCAGUGUAGUACAGGUUAUGGUGUUGCUAUAUCUAGCAUACAUUCUCGUUCACUUUAUGUGGCAGAAGAAGAAAGACCCCGACAACGCAGCUAUUCCAUAUCUGACUGCCCUGGGAGAUCUUUUAGGCUCUGUUUUCUUAGGAUUAGCAUUCGUCAUCCUCUCUAUAUUUGGCUUACAAUAUGGUAAUAAUGUUCCGGGUUCAGGCACUUAA